GUUCCCACACUGCACUGCGGUAUUGUUGUUUGCGUUAAACAUGGCGUCGGUGAGCUGUCCGUUACAGAGAACCUUCUCCCGCCCAGCCACCAGCUCGUCCCAACCCAACACCACCCCGGUACUCUGUCGGGAGCGGUUAUGGGUGUUGUCGGUGCAGCGUUACGGGAGAGACCCAGGUUUCAGUCUGUAUUUCCCGCAGAACAUCAGCUCCUCAGACAGCCUCUACGACGCUACUCUGACAGAUGGGGACUGCAGGCUGCGUGUGACCCUUGACCCCAGCCUCAACCGUCUGGUGGAGAGGAACGUGUUCCGGUGUGGCUCUCAGCUACGACAUGUUACCUUUUCACCCGGGGAGUCUGUAGAGGAGGAGGGGGGAGGAGGGAGGACUUACAGGCUGGUGAGUGUGGAGGUGGCUGGGGACGAAGGGGGGAUGGAGGGGCUGACUCCCGGGGUGGAGGUGGAGAGACUGCCAUGGUACGGAGCCCAACCAGACCCAGAGAGAGACCCAGGAUCCCAUCCAGCAGACCCAGCCCUAAUCCCAGACCCAGUCCACCUCGAGAGGGCCCAGGCCCCCAGCUUGCUGCCCCUCAGGGCCAGGAGAAGCUGCUAUCUGCCCCUCUGGAACAACCAGGACUACAGUGGACCAGCCUGGAGGGAGACUCCCAACUCAGACAACUCAGAGGACUCGGACCAAGACGAAGAGGGUAUUCGGGCUACAGUGACGCUAGCUGAACUGCAGGAGGACUUCCUGUCCCGUAAGGGCGGUGCCACAGCGAGGAGGGGUGUGGCCAGGGGUCUGCUGGUGGUGCGAGUUCUAAACAAGUCCAGAGUGAUGUAUUAUGGGAAAUCCGACAGCAAUUGUGAAUGCCCUUAUAAGGCGGUGUUGCAGGUGUGUGAUGUGUCAGGGUGUGUGUGUGUGUGUGUGUUGUGGAACAGUGUGUGUGUGUCGUGGUAUGGCAGACUGAGACCAGGUCAGGUAUUGAGAACGAGAGGCUUCAGAGUCAAGGAGAGCUACGACAAGAGAGACCACCAACAUAUAGAGAUCAGUCUAAACUCCAGGAACCCGUCAGCUGAGAUCUCUAUCGUCCCAGAAUUCUCUCUGUCUGCUGACGUCCGUUUGUUACGUCCCUCCUACUCCUUCUGCAAUGGGAAGGAUCUCCUCAGCUGUCCCCACGGCGACAUCUGUGAUGUCAUCGGCCUGGUGGUGUUCUCUGGCCGGCCUGAAAGAAUCAGGAGCAAGGAUGGACAGGGUAAAGAGCUGUUGGAGUAUCGGUGGCUCCGAUUGGACGAUGGGACUUCUGAUCAACCAAUCAUGAUAAAGCUCUUCUCAACGUCUCAACCAGAGACGCACAACAAGAUACUCCCACUAUCCGUAGUGGUGUGUACCAGACUCCAGAUGGUCGGAGAUUCAUCCUGCUGUUACCUCACCAACACUACCUACACACAGAUCUACUGCACAGGUUCUGGCCACCACUCAGUGAUGCCCUACAGGAAGCUCCACCCAGUGCGUCAGUUUGUCCGAUGGCUGCGGAGCGUGGAUGACAGACAGGUGCUGAGCAGGGCUGUGGUUGGUGGAUACUUCAUCUACCCGCCCCCUGCCGUCUCCCUGGAAGCCUACAUGAAGAACAGAAAAGGUGAACUAGGCCUGCUGAGAGGGGCGGAGCUACAGUGGGAGGUGGAGCGACUUCAGUACAGAGAGAGACGUAGCUUCUGUAUCCAGGCAACCGUCACCAUGGUUACCCACUGCCAUAGAGGAAAGGAAGACCAGUGUCUAGUGUGGACAGACAGACCUGCUCCUCGUAUCUCUCCCUCCUCUCCUCGUAUGUCUCCCUCCUCCCCUCGUAUCUCUCCCUCCUCUCCUCGUAUCUCUCCCUCCUCUCCUCGUAUCUCUCCCUCCUCUCCUCGUAUCUCUCCCUCCUCCCCUCGUAUCUCUCCCUCCUCCCCUCGUAUGUCUCCCUCCUCCCCUCGUAUCUCUCCCUCCUCUCCUCGUAUCUCUCCCUCCUCUCCUCGUAUCUCUCCCUCCUCCCCUCGUAUCUCUCCCUCAUCUCCUUGUAUGUCUCCCUCCUCCCCUCGUAUCUCUCCCUCCUCCCCUCGUAUCUCUCCCUCCUCCCCUCGUAUCUCUCCCUCCUCCCCUCGUAUCUCUCCCUCCUCCCCUCGUAUCUCUCCCUCCUCCCCUCGUAUGUCUCCCUCCUCCCCUCGUCUCCCUCCCUCCUCUCCAGGCUCGUCGGUCAAAUUGAGUCCCAGCCUUCUGAUGCUGAGAGCAGGGUUAGGACUCGGCAACGGUAAAUCCCCAAAGAGAAAACUUUUCAGCAGUGCUGGACCCCCCAGGAAGAGACUGACUCUAGGGACCCAUCCAGAGGAGGAGACCGACACAGGAACAGAGGGCAGUCUGUGGGAAGCUUCCAUGGAGUUCCUGGAGACCAACUAUGAUGAAGAUGAGGAUGAUGAGGAUGAUGAUGAUCAGGCCUUCCUCACGGCCCCCUCCUCUCCUGUCUCGUUGUUGGGUGGGUGUCGGCUGGGCCUGUCUCGCGUUGCCAUGGAGACAGUGCCCCUACAGUACUGCCCGGCGUCCAGGGAGGAACAGGCGGUUGCCGUGGAGAUGCAGACAGGAGAGUUCCAGAACCUUGGGUGUUGUAGAAGUCUCGAGAACUACAGCCCUACAGUGAGCUACACCCAGACUGGACACUACACACUCACACUCAGAGCUUUAUCUGACGGGGUGGUGGUCGAUGCAGUGUUCCUACCUGGUAGCUCUGCUACCAGCGCCCCUACAGGCCCCUCCCCUCCACAUGGCCCCUCCCACUCUGACCACUGGUUCACCAUCCUGACACACGGAGGCUUUUCACCACACACACCUCCACCUGCACCAGCGGAUCUGAUCGCAACGGCCUCCCAGCUGGCCAAUCAGAGGCUGGUGUGUGUUCUGGAGUUGUGUCUUCUGGGAGGAGACAGAUUGGAGGUGGUCCUGAGUAGAGCCUUCCCUCUGAGAGACUGACCUCUUCAUCAUGCUCAAGUCUAAUCUACUGUAUGUGGGAGUCAACUAAAUGUUUGGCAUUAUAUGAUCUUAGCGAAUCACACGAUUGUAAGGUGUGGCUCCGAAUCAAGAAACGUGCAGAGUGGGAGAUGAUUGGUUAAAGAAAAGCCCAUGCGAAGCCUUUCUUGCUGAUUUUCUAUUGGUGACAGAAUUUUUCCCUGACUUUUUCUAUUGGUGAGUGAAGAUGGCUUUUGUUCACGAGACUUUCCAUGGAAGGAGAAAAGAGGAAGGAGGAACGACAUCACUAAAAGACUGAAACACACUUCCUCCUCUCUCUCACACACACACACUCACACACACCCUUUCUCUCUCUCACACACACACACUCACACACACCCUUUCUCUCUCUGACACACACACACUCACACACACCCUUUCUCUCUCUGACACACACACACCCUUUCUCUCUCUGACACGCACACACUCACACACACCCUUUCUCUCUCUGACACGCACACACUCACACACACCCUUUCUUUCUCUCACACACACACACACUCACACACACCCUUUCUCUCUCUGACACACACACACUCACACACACCCUUUCUCUCUCACACACACACACACACACCCUUAUUCUCUCUCUGACACACUCACACACACCCUUUCUCUCUCUGACACACACACCCUUUCUCUCUCUGACACACACACACCCUUUCUCUCUCUGACACUCACACACACCCUUUCUCUCUCUGACACACACCCUUUCUCUCUCUGACACACACACACCUUUCUCUCUCUGACACUCACACACACCCUUUCUCUCUCUGACACACACACACUCACACACACCCUUUCUCUCUCUGACACACACACACUCACACACACCCUUUCUCUCUCUGACACACACACACUCACACACACCCUUUCUCUCUCUGACACGCACACACUCACACACACCCUUUCUCUCUCUGACACACUCACACACACCCUUUCUUUCUCUGACACUCACACACACCUUUCUCUCUCUGACACACACACACUCACACACACCCUUUCUCUCUCUGACACACACACACUCACACACACCCUUUCUCUCUCUGACACGCACACACUCACACACACCCUUUCUCUCUCUGACACACACACACUCACACACACCCUUUCUCUCUCUGACACACACACACUCACACACACCCUUUCUCUCUCUGACACACACACACACACUCACACACACCCUUUCUCUCUCUGACACACACACACUCACACACACCCUUUCUCUCUCUGACACACACACUCACACACACCCUUUCUCUCUCUGACACACACACACUCACACACACCCUUUCUCUCUCUGACACACACACUCUCACCUGACUGUGCAUUGUAAAUCCAGCUAUUUUAUGUUGUUUGAAACCGUGUUUUACAGGUGAAGGCUUAAUAAAGUAAGUACUAUGUA
Oncorhynchus nerka (sockeye salmon) is the source of this 4436-nucleotide messenger RNA. RefSeq lists its product as uncharacterized. Gene Ontology annotation, biological process: regulation of DNA repair. Gene Ontology annotation, molecular function: single-stranded DNA binding. The coding region runs from base 41 to 2995 and encodes 984 amino acids. Gene Ontology annotation, cellular component: replication fork. The record is from RefSeq and is a predicted model, not a curated record. The transcript is spliced from 16 exons. Lineage: Eukaryota; Metazoa; Chordata; Actinopteri; Salmoniformes; Salmonidae.